CGUCUCUCGCGCAUCUGCCCGACUCCGGUAGCUUCUCACCGCCCCUAACAACGACCUCGUCUUCCGUCUACUCUCACACUUUAUCGCUUCGAUAACCCGUCAUCGCCACAAUGUCCACCGAACUUUGCCCCGUCUACGCGCCCUUCUUUGGUGCCAUGGGCUGCACCUGCGCCAUUGUCUUCACCUGCUUGGGUGCCUCCUACGGCACUGCCAAGUCUGGUGUUGGUAUUGCCGCCAUGGGUGUCCUCCGCCCUGAUCUUAUCGUCAAGAACAUUGUUCCCGUCAUUAUGGCUGGUAUUAUUGGUAUCUACGGUCUGGUCGUCUCCGUCCUCAUCUCCGACGGUCUCAAGCAGGACCUCCCUCUGUACACUGGUUUCAUCCAAUUCGGUGCUGGUCUCUCCGUCGGUCUUGCUGGUCUCGCUGCUGGUUUUGCCAUUGGUAUCGUCGGUGAUGCCGGUGUCCGUGGAACUGCUCAACAGCCUCGCCUCUUCGUUGGAAUGAUUCUGAUUCUCAUUUUCGCCGAAGUCUUGGGUCUGUACGGUCUCAUUGUCGCCCUUCUGAUGAACUCAAAGGCCAGUCAGGAUGCUGUCUGCGCGUAGAACGAGUCAAUCCAUUUCCGGCCAAAAAACAAGACACAUUUGCCUUUGCCAACCUCGUUACCCCUGGUAUGAAAAAAAUUGGUUUCUGGUCAACAAGAUGAUAAC
Messenger RNA from Trichoderma reesei QM6a, 704 nucleotides. RefSeq lists its product as uncharacterized. NCBI's taxonomy places the organism in Eukaryota, Fungi, Ascomycota, Sordariomycetes, Hypocreales, Hypocreaceae. The record is from RefSeq and is a predicted model, not a curated record. Gene Ontology annotation, biological process: proton transmembrane transport. The transcript is spliced from 5 exons. Bases 111 to 599 code for a protein of 162 amino acids. Gene Ontology annotation, molecular function: proton-transporting ATPase activity, rotational mechanism. Gene Ontology annotation, cellular component: proton-transporting V-type ATPase, V0 domain.